AUGGCACACGAAGAAGCCAAAGCUAGGAUCCCUGUCCUUCCCGAGACCCAUUCAGGGAUUCCAACCUAUCUACUGGCCAAGGCCGAGCGCGCCAAAGAAGCCAUAUUUCAGACCAGGACGAAACCCACCAACGAUAGACAGAGGCUGCCCGUGAUUCCGCAAGGAAUUGAACGAGACAAAUUCUUUGAAGCACUAGAUGACCUGCGAAAACGACUUGGAGCAGAAUACGUCGAGGUUAACGACAAGCCUCUUCGAGAUGGGUGGUACAUGGAACAUCCAAACACCCAUGAUUGCAUGGCGGUGCUGGACGAAGAGGAGCUAGUUGCAUCAGCGGUUGUCUAUCCAGGAAGCCCGGCCGAAGUGCAGGAUAUUGUCGAAUGGGCUAAUAAGCACCUCAUUCCCAUAUUCCCAAUAUCGAUGGGCCGAAAUUUGGGUUACGGCGGUGCUGCUCCCAGGGUACGUGGCUCCGUCGUCUUGGAUCUUGGCCGGCGCAUGAACAAGAUUCUAGACAUCAAUCCGGAUGAUUUUACCUGCCUAGUAGAGCCAGGGGUCAGUUUUUACGCUCUCUACGAGGAGAUCAAGCGGAGGGGCUACGACCACCUCUGGGUCGACACCCCGGAUCUCGGCGGUGGAUCUGUCAUCGGCAACACUCUCGACAGAGGUGUCGGGUACACGCCCUACGGGGACCACUGGGCUUGCCAUUCGGGACUUGAAGUCGUCCUCCCCACAGGCGAGCUAUUGCGGACCGGUAUGGGUGCGAUGCCUGGCAACAAUACUUGGCAGACAUUUCCCUAUGGUUUUGGCCCUUACUCCGAUGGCAUCUUCUCGCAAUCAAACUACGGAAUUGUUACGAAGAUGGGCAUGACGCUGAUGCCCAAUCCGGGUGGAUACGAGAGCUUUGUUCACAAGAUGUACACCUUCCCCAACGAGGAGGACUUAGAGGCUUUGAUUGAAAUCAUCCGGCCUCUACGCAUCAGCAACAUCCUGGAGAACGUCGCUCAGCUCCGCCACGUCACCCAGACCGUGGCCGUCAGCGGCCGGCCCCGCACAGACUUUUACACGGGCGACGGCCCCAUCCCGCAGGAUGUCAUCCGGCGCGAGGCCGCCAAGACGCCCACGGGCGACUGCGCCUGGGUCUACUACGGCAUGUCCUACGGCCCGCCCAACAUCAGGCAGCACAAGCUCGCGCUCGUCGACGCCGAGUUCCGCCGCAUCCCGGGCUGCAGGCGCGUCGACCCGGCCGUCCUGCCCGAGGACGAGUACUUUUGGUCGCGCGACAGGGUCGCGGCGGGCGUGCCGGACCUGCACGAGCUGCGGUGGUGCAACUGGAUGCCCAACGGGUCGCACAUCGCCUUCUCACCCGUGAGUCCGAUCCGCGGCGCCGACGCAAUGCGCCUGUGGGAGCUGGCCAAGCGGCGGCACGACGAGUUCGGCAUCGACCUGUUCCCCGCGUUCUGCGUGGGACUGCGGGAGAUGCACCUGAUCAUCGAGAUCAUCUUUGACCGGGACGACCCUAAGCGGCGCAAGGCGGCGAUGGACUGCAUGCGGGCCAUGGUGGACGACGCUGCGGCAUUAGGCUAUGGCGAAUACAGGACGCAUCUCGUGCUGAUGGAUCAGGUUGCUAGCACGUACAACUGGAACGAUGGCGCGCUGAUGAAGUUUAACGAGAAGCUCAAGGACGCACUUGAUCCGAACGGGAUCCUGGCGCCGGGGAGGUGCGGGAUCUGGCCUAAGAGCUAUAGGAAUCGCGGGUGGGAGAUGUUGAAGGAGAGCGGAGAAAGAUCGGAGGGAACAGGGAUAGGUGAUGUGCGCGUCGAGUGA
This is a messenger RNA of Thyridium curvatum, 1821 nucleotides long. RefSeq lists its product as uncharacterized. The record is from RefSeq and is a predicted model, not a curated record. Bases 1 to 1821 code for a protein of 606 amino acids. NCBI's taxonomy places the organism in Eukaryota, Fungi, Ascomycota, Sordariomycetes, Thyridiales, Thyridiaceae. Gene Ontology annotation, molecular function: D-lactate dehydrogenase (NAD+) activity; FAD binding; D-lactate dehydrogenase (cytochrome) activity. Gene Ontology annotation, cellular component: mitochondrion. Gene Ontology annotation, biological process: lactate catabolic process. The transcript has 7 exons.